Ziziphus jujuba (common jujube) is the source of this 8577-nucleotide messenger RNA. RefSeq lists its product as uncharacterized. The record is from RefSeq and is a predicted model, not a curated record. Gene Ontology annotation, molecular function: ADP binding. The coding region runs from base 23 to 8374 and encodes 2783 amino acids. Lineage: Eukaryota; Viridiplantae; Streptophyta; Magnoliopsida; Rosales; Rhamnaceae. Gene Ontology annotation, biological process: defense response; signal transduction. The transcript is spliced from 11 exons.
CUCUAGAUCUAGUUCUCUCAGUAUGACCAGCACAGCAAAAUGUUCAAAAUCAUCAUCUUCAUCAUCAUCACCAUGGAAACAUGAUGUGUUCCUGAGUUUCAGAGGUGAGGACACCCGUACAGGCUUCACAGACCAUCUGUACCAUGCUUUGGAUGGGAAAGCAAUUGACACCUUCAGGGAUACUGAAGGCCUUGUGAGGGGAGAAGCCAUUUCACCAGCACUCUUGAAAGGAAUUGAAGAAUCAAGAUUUGCAAUCAUCGUCCUUUCAGAGAAGUAUGCUACUUCAUCAUGGUGCCUGGAAGAAGUUGCAGAGAUUGUUAAAUGCCAUCGAGUUCGGGGACAGACGAUUAUUCCAGUUUUCUACCAUGUCGAACCAAACCGUGUGAGAAAUCAGACUGGGACAUUUGGGGAGCCCUUUACUCAUAAACAUAAGGACCAAGAUGUGAAUAGGGUUAACCGAUGGAGGGAGGCUCUGUCUCUGGUGGCCAAUAUUCAUCCAUGCUGGGAAUUGGACGACGGCCUGUAUGUAAUUCUCCAUUUGAUUAACUUCUUAAUUAAUUUUAUACCGCAUGAUUCAGUUGUUAUAGAGGAAAUUGUUAAUAAGAUUUUCAAAGAACUAUAUCAAAUAGCUUCAAAGGACUUUGUUGGCAUUGAUUCUCGUAUAAAGAAAAUUCAGAAGCUAUUGGACAAAUGCCCGUCGGAUGAUGUUUGUACCAUGGGGAUAUGGGGCAUCGCAGGUGUUGGUAAAACAACUCUAGCUCGUGCAUUUUAUCAAACGGUGUGUGACAAAUUUGAAGCUAGUGCUUUCAUUGGCAACAUGAGAGAGGAAUAUGAAAAAAAUGGCAUGGUUCACUUACAAAAGCGUCUUCACCAAAUCUUAUUCAAUGAUGAUGAAGGUAUAUAUGAUGAUCAUAUGGUAACCAAUAUAUUAAGCCAAAGAUUGCAUUCCAAAAAGGUGCUUAUCAUUCUAGAUGAUGUUGAUAAAUUGGAGCAAAUAGAAGGUCUAGUUGGAAAUUGGAAAAACCACUAUAAUUGGUUAGGUGGAGGGAGUAGAGUCAUUGUGACUACUAGAAAUAAUCACUUGCUAAUGAACUAUGGACAAAAUUACAUCUAUGAGGUUGAUAAACUGAAUGAUGAGGAAGCUCUUGAACUCUUACAACAAAGAGCCUUCGACGAAAAUGGUGCUUUAGAUAUUCAGUAUAGAGAGUUGUCCAUUCAAGUUGUGGAAUAUGCUAAUGGUCAUCCUUUAACUCUUGAUGUUUUGAGUCCGUACUUGAAAGGGAAAACAGCAGAUGAAUGGUCAAACAUAUUGGAUGAACUAAAGAAAUAUCCUGAUGAUGAACCAAUUCAUCGUACUCUUCAAGUAAGUUAUAAUGGAUUAGAGAAAAAGGAGAAGGAAAUAUUUUUGGAUAUAGCAUGUUUCUUCAAAGGAGAGGAUCUAUAUCGUGUGAAAAAGAUAUUAGAUAGUUGUAGGUUUUAUCCUACAAUUGGUUUAAGAGUGCUUUUGGAAAAAUGCUUUAUAACUAUCGCAAGUGACAAGCUUUGGAUGCAUGAUAUGCUACAAGAAUUUGGUCAUGAGAUUGUUUGUCAAGAAUCCUCAGACAUGCUGGGCAAAAGAAGCAGGCUCUGGAAUCAUAAGGAUGCACGUGAUGUGCUUGAAAACUGUAAGGGAACAAAAGUUGUUCAAGGUAUAUUCCUUAGUUUGCCUAAAAAUGAAGAACUGCACAUGAGUGAGGAGAAAAAAAUGUUAGAAAUGAGAAAGCUACGACUAUUGAAGAUUCAUAAUGUGCGCAACUUUUCUGAAAGUGAAUACUUUUCAAAUAAGUUACGUGUUUUGGAAUGGCAUCAAUAUCCUCUCAUCUCCAUGCCAUCGAGUUUUCAACCCAAAAAUCUGGUUGAGCUCAACAUGUCCGAUAGCCGUAUUGAACGACUAUGGGAUAAGGAGACCACACUUUCUUUGGACAAGUUAAUAUUACUGGAUCUUAGGAAUUGCGAGUACUUGGUCGAAUCCCCUGACUUCAGCACAUUCCCCAAUCUUGAGAGGCUGAUUCUUGAAGGUUGUAAAAGGAUAUCAAAAAUUCAUCCGACAAUCAAAGAGCUCAAAGGACUCAAGUUGUUGAACUUGAAAGGUUGUGAAUCUCUUGACAGUCUUCCGCAAGGCAUCUGCUUCAACUUCCUUGAGAUUUUUAUUCUUACGGGAUGUAAAGAACUUGAUAGAUUUCCGGAAAUUGUGGGAGAUAUGAAUUGUUUGAUACAACUUUUUUUGGAUGGGACUGCUAUAAAGGAAUUGCCAACAUCACUGGAGCGCUUAAGCAACCUUAAGUUAUUGGAACUUAGAGAAUGCAAGAACCUUUUGAGUCUUCCAGAUUUGGUUUGUAGUUUGACAUCUCUAGAAGGACUUAGCAUUGGAGGCUGCUCAAUGAUCAACCAACUGCCAGAAAACAUUGGGAGCUUGGAAAAAUUGGAGCAACUUCAUGCAUGUAGAACUGCUAUAAGGAAAGCGCCUUCCUCCAUUGUACUUCUGAAGAACCUUAAAAAACUCUGUUUCUUCCAAUGUGGGGGUGUGGCAGACGGAUCCUCAUCUCAAUGUUCAUCAGAAUCCAAUAUCAGUUUCCAGUUGCCUAAGUCAUUCUCUGGUUUAAGCUCUUUGACAUCUUUAGAUCUAACUGAAUGCAAUCUUGUACAAGGAGCAAUCCCUGAAGACAUUAGUUGUUUGUCAUUACUGGAGAGUUUAAUAUUGGGUGGAAACAACUUCACGAGCUUACCGGAUAGCAUCUCUCAGCUUUCUAAGCUUAGACGUCUCAAUGUGGAUAAUUGUAGCAAGCUUCAAUCAUUGCCAAAACUUCCAUUAAAUGUAAAACAUGUACAGGCAAAUAAUUGUCCUAUGCUAAAUGAUCAUAUGACAAUAUGGCCUUCUGAUGAGGGAUUCAGUUUCAUUGAUUCUCGCGGAUCAGAAGGGGCUAAUGGAUCUCUUACACAUCACCCUCUUCCAAUGCCCGAAGAACAUAUCUAUAAACUCUUUCCUAAAUUCAUUCAGGAUCGAAUUUAUCACGAAGAAAGCGUGGAACUUCGUUUUCCUUUUUCAAGAAUUCCAGACUGGUGCAGCCGUUGGAAUAAAGGGUCUUCUAUAAGAAUCAGACUACCUGAAAAAGAUUGCAGCCAAAUGUGGAUUGGAUUUGCUCUGUUUGUUGUUGUCCUAAUCAAGAAACUAGAAACCUUUGAUGAUGUUCGGUAUGAUACUUUCUGUCAUUUUUACACUGAUGAAGGUUGUCUCGAAAAUCCCCGAAAGAUAGAAAGCUUCAGUGGCUUCAAGGUUGGGUCUCAUGGACUUUGUGUCUAUGUGCCAAAGACAAGGUUUGCAAAUCAAUUGGACAAAGCAAGUCAUAUCAUAGCUUCAAUUUCAACAAACAGACCGGAUGUGGAGGUGAAAAUUUGUGGGCUGCAUAUAAUAUUUAACAAAGAUGUGCCAAAGUUUACUCAAGAUUUAGCUGACACUUGUAAUGAACACCUAAACUUGACAUCUAUAAAACAUUACAAGCAUAUACUAGAUGAGGCAAGUAAAUUGGAUGUUGUCUUAAAACCUCAAUCCCAUCGACGUUCCAGACAUCAAGUCAUAGCAACAGCUCACCCUGACAGCCCACUGAGAAAAGAUCUACAAUCAUUGCUUUCAAUAAUGUAUCAGGGAUGCCAUGCACGUAACAGACCUUUGUUUUUUGAUUUCCCUAUGAAAGGAUUUGCGUUUGAAUGGUAUUUUCAUCAUAGUGUGGGACGCACUGUAGUUUGUUAUCUUCCUACAAACUUAUUUGAUGACAAGCAAUGGGUUGGAUUUGGUUUAUAUGCUAGACUUACAAGGAAUAAUCUAUCUCGCUCAGAAACUACUCGUCCUUUGCUUUAUAUUGAUUUGCACACCCAUGGAAGUAGCAUUUCACAUGUAAAAACGUUUAUUGUCCACGUUUGCUCUUUUCCACAUCAUUUUCUUGUAUUUCAUGCACCCCGAUUGAAUUUCGAAGAAGAGCUGAAUCAAUGUUGGGGAGUCAGUGCUUUGUUUAGGACCAGUACCCCAGAUGUGGAGGUAAAAAUGUGCGGGAUUCGAGUAGUAUACGAGGAAGAUUUGGCAAGUGUAGUAGACAUGGUGACUGAGAUUGAAUUAAAUAGGGUAGCCGAUGAUGAACAUAGUCAACAAAGGUGUUACCAAUCAUACAGUGAGUUGAUGGAACAAUUCCUUAAUUCAGUUGAGUCCGAUAAGGUCGAGACAAGGAAAGAAGAAAUGCGUAAUAUUCAUUCUAGUACUUUCUCCUUUGAAAGUGAGUACGAGUCCUUGCGGACGAACAAGUUUUUGUCAAGUAUUCAACCUGUUGACGAAUACGUUUCAGCUACUGCAUAUGAGAAAUCUAUUCCGUCUGAAUCUUUUGUAGCCCACUCAAAAACUUUUUUCGAAUCUACAUAUCAAGGGAUUAAUGCAAAUAUGACUGGUACUUCAAGUUCAAGAGAUUCAGAGAAAGGUUUGAUUCAUUUACAGAUAAUGGCAGAGAGUUUGCUUCAUGAAAAUGAUUGGCUAACUUGGAAAAACAAUCUUGAAGAUUUCCUUCAGACAAGCUAUAACGUCAUCAUUACUCUCAGUCUCAAGGGACAUAUUAUUUCUCUUGUGAAACCUUUUCAUCCUUUGUUGCCAUACAAUAUAUGCUUUCCUCUAAAGGAAACUCUGGAGUGGUUUAAAGGUUGGAAAGUUAACAUGCGAAGGAUGGGGGUUAAACUACCGCCGAAUCUCAAUGCUGAUAAUAAUUGGAGAGGGAUUGCUAUAUGUGCUUCCUUUUCAGUAUACGGGAAUCCAUAUGCUAUCUCUGACUCUGACAAUGACUUUUUCAGACUUCUUUGUCAUUUGAGAACGGAUAUAAGACAAUGUUUAAAUCCUGUCCCCAUGUUUCGCAUCACAAAAGACAAAUUCAAGUGGUUAUUUGUACAUGGAUUCAUUUGGCUAACCUACAUUCCUAGUUGUGUGUUGCUUGCAGAAUUGAAUGGGCAGGACUCCGAAAUACUUGUUGAAAUCUUUAAUGAGUGUCCAGGUCUACUUGCACAGGGUGUAGCAGUUCGGCUCUUGUACGAGCAAGACGUGGAAGAAUUUAGAAAAUCAAUAAUCAAAUGCACCUCAUCAUUCUUUGACAAUAACCAGGACCUCAUCCGGCAAUUUGUGGACCAUGAAAAUGAAAUCCCAUCUAGUGAAAUGAGCUAUUUUUUUAAGCAGCCCACUUAUCUGCAUGGACUGGACUUUGAUCGAGACACACUAAUGCUAUCAUGUUGCCCUCCUACUGAAAUUCUAGAGUGGUUCACCCAUCAUACUAGUGGCCCUUCAGUGAUAAUCCAGCUACCGCCAUAUCUAUGUAGGGAUGCUACUUGGAUAGGAUUGGCGCUAUGUGCUUACUUUUCAGACCAUGAGCAUACAAUUGAGUUCGAUCCUGAAAUUCCUCACUACCUUGCUUGCCACUUGGAAACUGACAGAGUUAGUCUGGACCCCCUGCAUAAGAACUUCCACAUGUUACAUGAUGUAGAAUUCAUGUGGCUGUCCUUAAUACCGCGUAUCUGGUUUGGAGAUCAGCUGAACAACUGCAAUCUCAUUGAGGCUUCAUUUGUAAGCGAGAGAGGAGGCUGGGGGGCUCAUAAGUGUGGUCUCCGACUUAUAUAUCUGCAUGAUGAGGAAGAGUUUAAGCAGACAAUAAAUCAUUGCAUGGCCUCGACGUACGAUGAUCCAGAUGGUCAGGAAGGGUGUAGCAAAUCUGGCAGCAGUAUUAUCCAUGAUCCACAACAAACAAAUAGAUCGGAUAAGAUCCAUGUGGAGCUUUUACAAUGUCGUCUGCCUGUAACAAUCAACAAAGAUGUGCCAAAGUUUAGUCAAGAUUUAGAUGAUGCAUCAUCUACUAAACACCCAGACUUGACAUCUGUCGAACAUUACUUGCAUUUACUAGAGAAAGAAAGUGAAUUAUUGGAAAGAUCCAGUGAUGUCAAGGUACUCGAAUCCCAUCAUCCUCCUGUAACUCAUUCCUUGAGAAGUGCACAUCGACCUACGAACCAGCUGAGAAGAGAUCUAGAAGCCUUAUUUUCAAGAGUGUUUUUUGAGGGAUCAUUGUAUGCACGCAACAUUCCUAUUCCUUUUAGUUUUUCUUCAACAGAAUUUGCAUUCGGUUGGUUCUUCCACCAAAGUGUGGGGCGCUUCGUAGUUUGCUAUCUUCCUGCAAACUUACUGGAUGACAAGUCAUGGGUAGGAUUUAGCCUGUGUGCUGCACUUAGAUUGUGUCCGUCUGAUUUGGAUAACAACCAUUUGGAUUCGGGAUCUCCUCUUUUGCUUCAUAUAGACUUUCAUUCCCAUGGAAGUAGUGUUUCACAUAUAAGAACGAUUAGUGAUCUCCCCAUUUCGUAUUAUUCACACCAGACUAUUCUAUUUAGUGCACCUCGAGGGUGUUUCAAAAAAGAUCAGUUGAAUCAAUGUUGGGGAGUAAGCGCUUUGUUUAGAACCAGCACCCCAAAUUUGGAGGUCGAAACGUGUGGGAUCCGUGCAGUAUAUGAUCAAGAUAUGGGAACUGUAAAUGAAAUGAUAGCCGAGUGUCAGUUGAGCUUUCCAAAUGAGGACCAAGAAUGCUACCAAGCAUAUGAAUUUUUGGUACAGGGUAUCAUCAGCGCAUAUCACUCUGUUAAGCCCGUGACAAGGAAUGAAGAAAUUCCCAUCCAUUCUAGUUACUCCUCUGAAAGGGAUUACGAAUCCAACAUGUUCCUGUCAAGUACUCAACCUGUUGACAAAGAAAUUUCAAGUGCAUAUAAGGAACUUUCUAUUCCACUUGACCCCGUUGUUGUCCACUCCAAACAACAGUUUUUGGAAUCUUCUUCUUACAAACUGUUUGCAGAAAGCACUUCAAGAGAUUCAAAGCUUGGUAUAAUUCAUUUACAGAUAAUGGCAGAGUCUUCACUUUUUGAAAAUGAUUUCGUAAGGUGGAAAAAUAAUCUGGAGAAUUUCCUUCAACGUCAUUCUAGCUUUUUCAUCAUCAUUACUCUCAGCCUUAAAGGACAGAUCAUUUCUGUUUUUAAGCCUUUUGAAACUUGUUCGACAUACAAUUUAUGUUUCCCGCGGAAGGAAAUUCUGGAGUGGUUUAAAGAUUAUCAAGUCAGCAAGCGAACAUUCGCAAUCAAAUUACCACCAAAUCUCAAAACUGACAAAAAUUGGUUGGGGGUCGCUGUAUGUGUGGCUUUUUCAGUGAACGAGCAUCCAAAUUUGAUCCUUGACGAGGAGUUAGAAGUCUCAUUUAGAGUUUUAUGUCAUAUGCAUACGGAUCAAGGCUGCUGUUUGGAUCUUGCCCCCGUGUUUCACGUCACCAAAGACAAAUUCAAGUGGUCAUAUGUAGGUGGGUUCAUUUGGCUAACCUACAUUCCCAGUUCUUUGUUGCUUCCUGAGUUGAAAGGCCAAAGCUACAUAGUGAUUGAUAUCUACAGCGAGUGCCCUGGCGUGCUUACCAAGAAUCUCGGGGUCCGUCUCUUGUACGAACAAGAUGUGGAAGAAUUCAAACAAUCAAUAAGCAAAUGCCUGACAGGGUUCCUUGACAAUUUGGAUACCAUUUCUAAAUUUAUGGGCGAUGGAAAUGAGAAAAGCCCCUGUCGUGCUGAUGAGUUGGGAAGCAGCAGUAAAAAUAGCAAAGGUUGUGUUGUUACUCAACCAGAAAAUGUGACAGCUGAACCCACUUUGCCAGGCAAAACUGGCAUGGCCUUCGAUCGAGACAUGAUAUAUAACUCAUGCUUCCCUCCUACUGAAAUUCUAGACUGGUUCAUCCAUCACGGCAGUGGUCCUUCAGCCGAAAUCCAACUACCAUCAGAUCUAUAUGAUGGUGAUUGGCUAGGAGUGGCUCUUUGUGCAUAUUUUACAUAUGAUGAGCAUCCAAGUACCUUUAUUGAUAAUGUUGAUCCAGAAAUUCCUCAGUUCCUUAUUUGUAACUUUGGUUUGGAUACUCUGCAUCUUUAUCAAAUGACCAAUGAAGAAGUCAAGAAGAUAAAUGGAGAAUUCAUAUGGCUGUCCUAUAUACCACGGCUCUGGUUUUCAGAUCAGUGGAAGCACUCCAGUCUUGUUGAGGCUUCAUUUGCAAGCGACAUAGGAGGCUUACUGGCUCAAAAGUGCGGUUUUCGUCUUCUGCACAGACAUGAUGAGGAGGAGUUUAAGCGUACAAUAAGCUACUGCAUGGCCUCCAUGAUUGAAAAUAAAGAUCCAGUCUCUCAUGUUAAGGCUGAUAACGAGGGAAACAAGAAGGUGUUGGAUGAUGGUCAUGACCCGCAACAUGAAAGACUGGAAGGAGCUGGCAACUCUAACCCCAUCGAUAAAGGUAAACAAGUUAUUGAAUAACCUCUCUGCCUCUCUCUGCUUGCCAGUAGGCAGAGAUCAGUACUCUGGGACUCUUUUCUACUCAAUGCUGGGAAUUCUCUAUCUCAAGCUUCACUCCCUUCUCUCUUCUUUGUUUCUUCUGAUUCUGUGUGCUGAUUUUUCUCUCUCUGUUUCUUUUUCGUCAUGAUUAGAGAAGGACUUCAAUUCUUCAUGGUCACUGUUUA